Molecule: messenger RNA, 6367 nt
Organism: Cercocebus atys (sooty mangabey)
Lineage: Eukaryota; Metazoa; Chordata; Mammalia; Primates; Cercopithecidae
Gene: ZNF280D
Product: zinc finger protein 280D
Exons: 22
Coding region: 2120-5059 (979 amino acids)
Biological process (GO): regulation of DNA-templated transcription
Molecular function (GO): DNA-binding transcription factor activity, RNA polymerase II-specific; RNA polymerase II cis-regulatory region sequence-specific DNA binding
Source: RefSeq, a predicted model, not a curated record
AGGUACACACCACCACACCCGGCUGCUAUUGUUCUUACAAUAGUAACCUGGAGUAACCUGAUAUUAACCAAUCAGUUUUCUUUCUAUUAUUCUGUCUCACUGCCCCACCUUACAAGGAAAGUAACUUUGAAAUGACCAACUUGUUUUUUGUUGUUUCUUCUUUCUUCAGCCCUUUUUCUGUCUGUAAAGCCAACCACAUCUGCUCCAUUCAAGGGAACACCUAUUCUGUUUUAUGGAAUGAAGUGGUGCCUGAAUCUAGAAUUGCAAUAAAGCCAAGUGAGAUCUUUAAAUUCGUUGUAAUUUUGCCUGACACUGUAGCAUGCUUUGCUAACCUCUAGGGACUGUAUUUGAAAAAUGACGUCUUAAGAAUAUUUCAAGAUUUUGGAAUUUUUAAACUUUCCAUGUUUGCUGUUUUGACUAUUUUCUGUCUUUUCCUGUAAAGUUUAUUUUCAGGGCCAGCAGGAAAGGGAAAGCUGGGUAGAUGAUCCCAGGCCCAUUUGGGAGAAGGCUAGGUCAUGGUUACCUCCAAGUACACAAGAUCUGUAGGAGUGAUCCAGGUGGCCUUUGGGGAAGAUUAAUUUGGGGGCAGUAAUCAAUAUGGAGACUACAAUAAUGAUAAACACUUGAGGAAAGCUAGGGAAAGCUGGAUGAGAGAGAAGAAACUGAAUUCAAAUAGGAAGACGAAUUAGCAAGAUUCAGUGAUUGAACAGGGUGUCUGUUAAGGAUCCUACCAGGCAAGAUUUCAAGUCUUGGUCACUCACAAGCUGCACCAGUAAUGCCAUUGCUCUUGAGAAGUCAAUCAGUUUAGGAAACUUUCCUUACAGAUCAGAAUACAACUUUUAGCAAGUAUUUAUGCAAGCAGUAUCUUGGCAAGUGUUCUUCUUGUAAAUUCUUAUACUUCUCGUUGUCAUAACUUUUGAAAAUGCUAUUACAGGUUAAUAUCCAGAUGGCAGAAUUAGGAAUUAGAGUGUGAAAGUUAAUCAUUCGAAUUGGGUCACUCUUGUCAUAGCCAACUAAAAGAGUGGAGAAGCCAGUGGGGGGGAAGCAGGGCACAUAACAUUGCUCCAAGAAUAGAAUUCUCUGCAAGCCUGGCUGCUGAAACCACCUGCUGUAACCUGAAAUAAGUUUUAUCUUCAGGUUUUAGCUUCUGAAAGAACCUGCUGCAGCUGUAGGGCAAGUUUUACCAACCCCCUUCACUCACCAAUCAGAACUAACCAGCUGCCCAAAACUUUACUAAAUGUCAAUGAACUUUCUGGAAAAACAAUAGAUAACUUUUUUUUUUUUUUUUAAAUAAAACCCCCUAACUCCUCUUUGUUCUUCUCACAUACUGAAGACCACCCUGUAUUUGUAAUAACCUGAACUUGCAAUUACUGUGUCCCAAAUGAAACGCUAAAUGUAGAGAUUCGUCUCUUCGUAUUUGACUUCGACAGGGUCGCAAGCAAAACCACACAUUUAAAACAGACUUGGUAAAAUCAGCCAAUUAUGAAAAGAAACGGACGAUUCCUUUUUCUCUUCUGGUUUAGUCUUCGCCCCGCAGCCUCCGCGAUUCUUUCGAACGGCGGUUCUACCCCGUGACCUUUUCACUUUCCAAGUCAACGGACUGGGGGUCGUUACACACGCGGAGGGCCCGGAACGCACGGCUCCUCGCCUGCAAAUUCCGAGCAGUCCGGAUUUUGGGGCUGCCGCCCGGCCACACCAACUAGCAGCUCGCACCCACAUGGUGACCGGGCCCUGGCCCUCGCCCCCGACCGGCGCGUGGGUCUUCGAGGGCCCGCGACGCGGCGCACAUGUCGGUGCCCGCCUCCCGCGUCGGCGACAAGACAGGGAGCUCGGACACGGGGAGGCUGACCCGGAGCCUACCCAUGAGGCAGCGCGCCGGCUGCACGAGAGCCCCCCCUUUCCACGGCUCGGCUGCCAGCUCCGCAAUGGGAGCCGCCGCCGUCGCCGCAGUGUAGUUUUUCGUGCUCCUCCUUUUCCUCCUCCUCUUUCUCCUCCUCCUCAGGGCUCCAGUCAGGCCGAUCCGCUCCGCUCACGGAAGGAAAACAGAAAUAACUUGCUGCCUUGUCUGGAGUCACAUGUACUUAGGUGACAAUUUACAGAAAGUCAUCUCUGCAGCUUGAUGGGCGACAACCCUUUUCAACCAAAAAGUAAUUCAAAAAUGGCAGAACUGUUUAUGGAAUGUGAAGAAGAGGAGCUGGAACCAUGGCAGAAGAAAGUAAAAGAAGUUGAGGAUGACGAUGAUGAUGAGCCAAUCUUUGUUGGAGAGAUAUCAAGUUCAAAACCAGCAAUUUCAAAUAUUUUGAACAGAGUUAACCCCAGCUCAUAUUCAAGGGGAUUAAAGAAUGGUGCACUCAGUCGAGGUAUUACUGCUGCAUUCAAGCCUACAAGUCAACACUACACGAAUCCAACAUCAAAUCCAGUGCCUGCCUCACCAAUAAAUUUUCAUCCUGAGUCUAGAUCUUCAGAUAGUUCUGUUAUUGUUCAGCCUUUUUCUAAACCUGGUUAUAUAACAAACUCAUCACGAAUUGUGUCUAAUAAGUCAUCAGAGUUACUAUUUGACUUGACCCAGGAUACAGGAUUAUCACAUUACCAAGGGGGACCAACACUUUCUAUGGCAGGUAUGAAUGAAAGUUCAUUUUUAUCAAAACGUCCUUCUACUUCUGAAGUAAAUAAUGCUAAUCCAAAGAAGCCUAAGCCCAGUGAAAGUGUUUCUGGAGCAAAUUCUUCAACUGUAUUACCUUCAGUUAAAUCUCCUUCAGUGACAUCUUCCCAGGCUAUGCUAGCAAAAGGUGCAAAUACCUCAUCAAAUCAAUCUAAAAAUGGAACACCUUUUCCAAGAGCCUGUCCAAAGUGCAACAUUCAUUUCAAUCUUUUGGAUCCUUUGAAAAAUCACAUGAAGUAUUGUUGUCCAGACAUGAUAAAUAACUUUUUGGGACUGGCUAAAACAGAAUUUUCAAGUACAGUAAAUAAAAACACAACUAUUGAUUCAGAGAAAGGAAAAUUGAUCAUGUUAGUUAAUGACUUUUAUUAUGGAAAACAUGAAGGAGAUGUCCAGGAAGAACAGAAGACUCAUACAACCUUUAAAUGCUUCAGUUGCUUGAAAAUUCUAAAAAAUAAUAUUAGGUUUAUGAACCACAUGAAACACCAUUUGGAACUUGAGAAGCAGAGCAGUGAGAGCUGGGAAAACCAUACCACCUGCCAGCACUGCUACCGUCAGUUUCCCACACCAUUUCAGUUGCAGUGCCACAUUGAAAGUACACAUACCCCCCAUGAAUUUUCUACUAUUUGUAAAAUCUGUGAAUUGUCAUUUGAAACAGAACAUGUUCUUUUACAACACAUGAAGGACAAUCAUAAACCUGGUGAAAUGCCAUAUGUCUGCCAGGUUUGUAAUUAUAGAUCAUCAUCAUUUUGUGAUGUAGAAACUCAUUUUAGAACAUCCCAUGAAAAUACGAAGAACUUGCUAUGCCCGUUUUGCCUCAAAGUUAUUAAAAUUGCAACACCAUAUAUGCAUCAUUAUAUGAAGCAUCAGAAAAAAGGAAUACAUCGUUGUACAAAAUGCAGGCUGCAGUUUUUGACAUGCAAGGAGAAAAUGGAUCAUAAGGCUCAACACCAUCGAACAUUUAUAAAACCUAAACAACUAGAAGGGUUGCCUCCUGGAACAAAAGUUACUAUUCGAGCUUCAGUUGGACCUCUGCAAUCAGGAGCUUCACCUGCACCUUCCAUUAGUGCAAGUGCUUCUACCCUUCAGCUUUCACCUCCAAGGACUAAAAAUAUAACUGCUAAAAAUCCUGCAAAAUUUAAUACAAGUAAACCUAAUACAAUCAAAUCCAACGCAAGUAAACCUAAUACAAGUAAGCCUAAUGGAAGUAAAUCUAAAUACAAACCAAAAAUCUCUAAUAUGCAAAAGAAACAAAGCACAUUGGCUAGUAGCAAUAAAAAAAGUAAAGUCAAUACAGCAUUGAGGAAUUUAAGGUAUCGUCGGGGCAUUCACAAGUGCAUUGAGUGUUGUUCCGAAAUAAAAGAUUUUGCAAACCACUUUCCUACGUACGUCCACUGUAGUUUUUGCAGAUACAACACUAGCUGUAGCAAAGCCUAUGUAAAUCAUAUGAUGAGCUUUCAUAGUAACCGUCCAAGCAAAAGAUUUUGUAUUUUUAAGAAGCAUUCAGAAAAUCUCAGGGGCAUUACUCUAGUGUGCCUUAAUUGUGAUUUCCUAAGUGAUGUUUCUGGCUUAGAUAAUAUGGCUACACACUUAAGUCAACAUAAAACUCAUACUUGCCAAGUUGUAAUGCAGAAAGUUUCUGUUUGUAUCCCAACUUCUGAGCACCUUUCUGAAUUAAAAAAAGAAGCUCCCACAAAGGAACAAGAACCUGUGUCUAAGGAAAUUGGAAGACCUAACAUGGCUGAAAGAGAAACAGAAACAUCAAAUUCUGAAAGUAAACAGGAUAAGGCUGCUUCUUCAGAAGAAAAAAAUGGAUGUAAUGCAAAUUCAUUUGAAGGCUCAUCAGCAACAAAAAGUGAAGAAAGCCUAAGAGUUUCAGAUAAGGAAAAUGAAACCUGUCUUGCAGACCAGGAAACUGGCUGCAAAAACAUCUUCAGUUGUGAUUCAAAUAUUGGUGCAGAUAAAGUGGAAAAGAAAAAACAAAUACAACAUGUUUGUCAGGAAAUGGAGUUGAAGAUGCGCCAAAGUUCAGAAAACAUAAUCUUAUCUGCUCAGAUUAAGGAUCACAACUCCAGUGAAGCCAGAUUUUCUUCAAAGAAUAUUAAGGAUUUGCGGUUAACAUCAGAUAAUGUUAGCAUUGAUCAGUUUUUGAGAAAAAGAGAUGAACCUGAAUCUGUUAGUUCUGAUGUUAGUGAGCAAGGCAGUAUUCAUUUGGAACCUCUGACUCCAUCAGAGGUACUUGAGUAUGAAGCCACAGAGAUUCUUCAGAAAGGUAGUGGUGAUCCUUCAGCCAAGACUGAUGAAGUAGUGUCUGAUCAAACAGAUGACAUUCCUGGAGGAAAUAACCCCAGCACAAUAGAGGCAACAGUAGACCUGGCAGAUGAAAAAGAAAGAAGUUGAAAUUAGUCAUUUUAAGUUUCAGUGUACCAACGAUAAGGGCAUUUGGAACAGUGCUAUCAGGUGAGCUCAGUGGUGCUUUUGUAGGUUCAGAAAUGGAAAUAUGUAAGGGAGGUCACACAUACACUUUACCUGUAUGUUCAACCUAUGUUAUCAAAUCAAUUUGCCAAUAAUAGCAUGAUUAGUAGGGAUUCCCAAGAAACAUGAACAAGAUUUUAAUGAUAGUUACAGUUGCAGUGGAAAGGUCUCGUUUAAUGGUUUUCAAGGAAAUGGGAUUUGGUUGCUGACAUGAAUUGAUUAUAUUAGUUAUAUUUAUAAAGCCUUUCAAACUUCCAUCAGUCCUAAGCUAAAAAUCCUUAUUACUUAUACAUCCUUUUCAGUGAACUGAGAGGAAAAAAUUUGGAAACCAUGUACUUUUUGGGAGUAACUGAUUUAAAAUAAUGGCUGAUUGGCAUUGUUAAUGAAGGCUUUAUUUUUUAGGAUGAUGCUGGUAAAUGGAGCAUGCUUAGAGUACGAAAUUGACCUAAUGAGAAUUUGGAUGAACAUAAACUUAAUUUUGGAUUUAAUAUAACAUUCCAGUCUGUCAGACGCAUGUAAACAGAAUAUUUGAAUCUUUGUACCUCCAUACAAGUGUUAGCCUGCUAGGCUGUAAGCUUACCUUAAUUAAACUUUCAGUGAAAGUGGAAUUAUUAAGAUAUAAAUUUAUAUUUGUGCUUUUUGUCAGUGUGUAAGCUGUGUAGAAAUUCUUCGAUGUAUUAGUUGUAUUAAUGUAAAGUAGACACCCAUUGUUGAAACUCCUGUAGCUAUUAUGCUUUUAAUAUUGUUUUAAUGAUCUGCUUUAGAAAUAGGCCCAUAAAAAUGGUCUGGAAGCCAAACCAAAGUAUGGUAUAAUGUAGAUAUUGUAAAACAGUAAACUGAAAACAUAUCCUGGCAUGUAUUCAGCCAUGUUUAAGUGACUUUUCUGUAAUUGUAAAAUAAAAACUUCAAAUGGGACCUAAAACAGUGAUGUAAAAAACUGGCUUUGGAGAUUUAGCCUAAUUUAUCUAUAAGAUGGCUGCUACAUUGAUUUCUCAGUUUUUUUAUCAUCUAGAAUAUAAUAGAUAUAGAAAUGAAUAAUAUGAAGAACAGUAGUUUGCUUUGAAGUACUAAUAAACUUUUAUUUAAAAUGCUUCAUUUUUACUUCUUAAAAUGUGCUUUGGAUUCUUAAAUUUUGUUUCACUGAAUGUUCAAUGUUUUAAAUGGCGAUUAAAACUCUGCUGUAUAUAGUACUUUUUGAGUAAAUAUUUGCAAUAAAAAUCUGUCCCCGAAUAA